UUGCUCUUACGCCAUCCAUUCCCUCAGUUCCCCUGGUAAAGGAAAAAAGGGUCGCCAUUAAAGCCUGUGGAGAGCUUAGUGUGUAAGCAAGAUUGCAAACAAGUAACUUGAAAAGAACAGAAAAAAGGAUUAAAGCAGAGAAAAACCUAGAAGAGCAGGAACAAGGGAAGAGGAUGACAAGCAAUUUGAAUCCUCAAGUUGACGAUCAAAUGCUGCUCAUCUCUCAACUCUAUCCUAGCUUAUAUGCUCAAGUGGUUCCAGUAGUAGAAGGAGAAACAAGACCACGUCGAAGGCGAAAGAAGAACAAAGGAGAAUCCACCAACGUCGGAGCCAGGAAGAGGAAGUUGAGCGCCGAGCAAGUUAGCCUUCUGGAGAUGAAUUUUGGUAGUGAACAUAAGUUGGAGUCGGAGAGAAAAGACCGACUUGCUUCGGAGCUUGGAUUAGAUCCCAGGCAAGUUGCUGUGUGGUUUCAAAACAGAAGGGCUCGAUGGAAGAAUAAGAAGCUGGAGGAAGAAUACUCCAAGCUGAAGACAGCACACGAAAGUGUAGUCGUGGAGAAAUGCCGACUUGAAACAGAGGCAAUGAACUCGUUUGCAGAAGCUGCUUUUGUUUUUGUAGAGCUUCGGGGAGGAGCUUCUACUAAACCAAUCAGGGUGGUGCAAAUGUUCUUAGAAUUUAGUAUCUUAAUCGAUGAUGAUGAUGAUGAUCAUGCCUUUUCAUGGAAGAAUGCAAACUGAUUGGGCAAACGACGACAACUGAUAAACAUGUCCCCACAUAUCCAAUCCUUAUCAGUCCGUACAAAGUUGCUUAGUUAAGGUGGUAGGUAUUGGAAUCAGUAGCUGCAUGAUCGAUCUCUGGGCUGUGCAGGCAAAUCGACAGCAUGCAGCUGGAUCAAAGCUUAUCUGAGAAUGGUUUAUUUGUUAAAAUAGCUAUUAAAUGUGCACUAAUGCUGUAUAUUUUAGCACCUCUGUGGUACACAUGCACGUGGAUACAACCAUUGAUGGUCCCACCAUGAAGAUUCUCUCAAAUGUAAGGACUGAAUUUAGUCUGAUGAGAUAAUAAACAAGCAUUAAUACUGUAAGCUGUUAGCAAUGGUUGAUGCUGUUGCUGUUUGAGCCUCAGAAUCAGAUUUUUUGCUUUUUGAUUUCAUUUGUACUACUAAAUGCAUUAAGUGUUGGAUACUUGGAACUGUGGACCCACAGACAAUAAAUAAGAUUAAUUUAAAUUA
Nelumbo nucifera (sacred lotus) is the source of this 1228-nucleotide messenger RNA. The record is from RefSeq and is a predicted model, not a curated record. NCBI's taxonomy places the organism in Eukaryota, Viridiplantae, Streptophyta, Magnoliopsida, Proteales, Nelumbonaceae.